Anthostomella pinea is the source of this 891-nucleotide messenger RNA. The record is from the annotation of a GenBank genome assembly. NCBI's taxonomy places the organism in Eukaryota, Fungi, Ascomycota, Sordariomycetes, Xylariales, Xylariaceae.
AUGGGUAGUUUUCCCGGCUUUCUGUACAAACAGAUCACCUUCAAGCCUAAGCCGCCUCCACAGUCCGUCAAGCUCCAUGGCCUGACCGCCUUAGUAACGGGCGGUAACGCUGGCCUGGGCUUGGAGGCAUGCAAGGAGCUGGCCGCGCACGGGGUGGCGCGCAUCGUACUUGGAGUUCGAAGCACGGCCAAGGGUGAUGACGCAAGGAAAGAAAUCCUCGCCCUUCAUUCUGGUGUUGACGUCCAGGUGUGGGAGCUCGACCAUGAAUCUUUCGACAGUGUGCGCAAGUUUGCAGACAGAGCCGCCGCCCUCGAUCGGCUCGAUAUCGCCAUCCUGAGCGCCGGCGUGAAGAGCAUGGAGUUCUCCAGGUCCAGAGCCGGGCACGAGUCAAACGUCCAGGUACGAAGACCACGAAGUGUUGCCCUUCCAUCAUCACCUUAUGUAUACCGGUUUGAGUCCACGUGGCCAGGUCACCAUUUGGGGACCGCCCUCCUGUCACUGUUGCUUCUCGGGCCCUUGAAGGCGACAGCAACAGCCAAGGCUUCCAAGACGCGCCUAACCAUCGUCAGCUCGGAAACCCAUUUCUGGGCUAAGUUAAGUGAGGUUACCACCCCAAACACGUUUGAAUCCAUGGACAAGAAGGAGUCAUUUGGCAAAGGCAUGGACCGCUACAACGCCAGCAAGCUGCUCAACGUGCUCUGGAUGCGCGAGCUCAGCACUCGAGCAGGCGGCAAUGUCAUCAUUAACGCCGUCAACCCCGGCUUUUGCCAGAGCACCUUGCACCGCUCUGAUCCCAGUGGAUCUUCGUUCGCCAACCUCAUCGGCUGGACCGCCAGGCAAGGUGGCCACUGCUUGACGGCCACGGCGCCUACAUCAGCGAACAGACCGUAA